Messenger RNA from Camelus dromedarius (Arabian camel), 2326 nucleotides. RefSeq names its product torsin family 2 member A (gene TOR2A). NCBI's taxonomy places the organism in Eukaryota, Metazoa, Chordata, Mammalia, Artiodactyla, Camelidae. Bases 949 to 1677 code for a protein of 242 amino acids. Gene Ontology annotation, molecular function: ATP hydrolysis activity; ATP binding. The record is from RefSeq and is a predicted model, not a curated record. The transcript has 4 exons. Gene Ontology annotation, cellular component: endoplasmic reticulum; endoplasmic reticulum lumen; nuclear envelope.
ACUAAGCUAUACCCUCCCUCUCCCAGCAGUUCUCUUGAUAUCACGGGUGGGGGAGGUGGGCAAUGUGGAUCAGCAUGAUUCCAGACCAGAAUGGGGCCUGGGGAGCCUGUUCACUGAAUUUGAAAUGUCUGGGGCUCUUUGCCUUAUGAAUCCUUUGACCAAGAAAGGCUGGAUAACACAGUGCCUCAGAUCUGGGACAGCAGCCAGACUUGGGUUCAGUUCUAUUGUUCACUAGCUGGGUGGCCUUGGAUAAGGGGCUUAACCUCUUGGGUCCCAGUUUCCUUCUCAGUAAAAUGGGGACAAUAAUGGAACCGAUCCCUUAGGGCUAAUGUUACAGCAUUUAGCAUAUAGUAGCUGCUAGUUAAGGGACAGCCAUGUUUCAUGAUGGAUUGUCAAUGAUCAUUUAUUGAUUACUUUGUGAGCCAAAACACUUCAUGUGCCUGUACCUCACUGAAAUAUCACCAUUCCUCUGUAUGACAGGUACUGUUAUCAUAUUAUAAGAAACAUAAGGCACCUAACACCAUCUGCACAUAGUAGGUGCUCACCAAAAGCUAUAGCGCUCUUUUAUCAUGCAAAAGGGAAAAAAAGAUCAUGGAAAGGGCGCUUUACAAGGUAUGAGGUGCUACAGAAGUUUUUGUUACAAUUAUUACGUCACCCUUUGUGGUCAUAAUCCUUUAUUAUUCUGUAGAGCUACUGUGAUGGUCCCUUAGUUACCGUGGCCAUGGAAACGCAGCCUGCAGUUUUUGGUUGGAUGGUUCGCGGGCUCCCCCUGGAGGCCAUCUUCCGUUCCUGCAGUGGGACGACGGGGGCGGGCCUUUGAGAGGGGCGAGAGGGGAGCCGGGAGUUGUAGGCCACUGGCUGUGGUUGCCGUGGAGUGAUGCACGCCGGGAGUUGUAGUUCUGGGGAGAGGCGGUGGGCGGCCCCGGACCCAGCUCCGGCCUCGCCCGGAUGGCUGCCGCGACGUGCGCCUGCCGGCCCUGGGGCUCGCUCCUCGGGCUGCUCGGGCUGGUUUCGGCCGCGGCCGCCGUCUGGGACCUGACAUCGCUGCGCUGCAACUUCGGCUCCUUCUGCGAAUGUGACUUCCGGCCCGAUUUCCAGGGACUUGAGUGUGACCUGGCCCAGCACCUGGCUGGCCAGCACUUGGCCAGAGCACUGGUGGUGAAGGCACUGAAGGCCUUUGUGCAGGACCCUGCUCCCACCAAGCCGCUGGUCCUCUCCCUGCAUGGCUGGACAGGCACGGGCAAAUCCUUUGUCAGCUCCCUGCUGGCGCACUACCUCUUCCGGGGUGGCCUCCGCAGCCCCCAUGUGCACCACUUUUCCCCACUCAUCCACUUCCCCCACCCCAGCCACAUGGAGCGCUACAAGAAGGAUCUCAAGAGCUGGGUCCAGGGGAACCUCACUGCCUGCAGCCGCUCGCUCUUCCUCUUUGAUGAGAUGGACAAGCUGGCCCCAGGCUUGAUAGAGGUCCUGCGACCUUUCCUGGGCUCCUCCUGGGUUGUGUAUGGAACCAACUAUCGCAAAGCCAUCUUCAUCUUCAUCAGAUGGCUUCUGGCACUCGGGAAUCAUGGAAGAGCAUCUCCUGGACACCUUGGUGCCCUUCCUACCGCUCCAGCGGCACCAUGUGCGGCACUGUGUUCUCAACGAGCUGGCCCAGCUGGGCCUGGAGCCAAGGGAUGAGGUUGUCCAGGCUGUGCUGGACAGCACCACCUUCUUCCCUGAGGAGGAGCAGCUCUUUUCCUCCAAUGGCUGCAAGACUGUGGCUUCCCGAAUUGCCUUCUUCCUCUGACUCUCCAGGUGGCUUCCUUACCCUUCUCUACCUGACCAGGCCAUGCAGGAAAGCCCUGAGGCCUCUGCCAGUGGGUCCCUGUCCUGAGCCUCCUGGAGAGUGGGACCCAGAGCACAAUGUGAAGAUGAGGAGGGGUGUUGCCCAGGCCAUGAGACGGAAGGCCCAGGCAGGCCCCAGCCACUUAGCAGAGAGCAUUUUGGCUUUUGCUUCCUUCCUCAGGGAAACCACUGGUCACCGCAGAACUUCAGUGAGCCUUGAGCUCACCCUCCAGCCUGAGCCUUCUUAAAAUGUGAAUUAUAACUCAGGGAUGGUGGCUGGUGCCUGCUCCCUCGUUCGGUCAGUUACUCUCAGCCCUUGUUCUGGCACCACACCCCACCCUUCCAUCCCACACCCUGUGGCCCAGUACUGUAAAGCCAGGCUGAGGCUUCUGUCUCCAGGAAUAGAGGGACUCAAGCUGCCACUUGGGCUUGCCUUUUCAAAUUUUUUAUUUUGUAAAAGAAGAGAACGAAUACAAUAAAUUCAGCCAUGGGACCAGAGGAA